Lodderomyces parapsilosis is the source of this 2298-nucleotide messenger RNA. RefSeq lists its product as uncharacterized. Bases 1 to 2298 code for a protein of 765 amino acids. Lineage: Eukaryota; Fungi; Ascomycota; Pichiomycetes; Serinales; Debaryomycetaceae. Gene Ontology annotation, molecular function: protein binding. The record is from RefSeq and is a predicted model, not a curated record. The transcript has a single exon.
AUGGCUACGAACCAAAGAAUUGCAUUGGAUGAGUACCAAUGGGACAUCUUACUAAGAAUUGUGGCUUAUUCUGGGAUCGAGAACAUCGCACAACUACUUACCCCUGAAAAUCGACUAUUCCUAAACCUGAAUGAACAAUUGAAACGCGCAAUCAAUCGUGUGAUUAGUGAUGAAGAUGGACUACAGUACAACAAUCGGAUCGAUAGGUACUCCUUCUUGCAUAUGUACUUGAGAACACCAAAUUGCAUUGACAAGACCCAAUUGAAAUUUCUCGACAAUGAGGAUGAAUUCCUCAUCCUUUAUAACUACUGCGUGGAGGAAAACUUACCAACAACGUUGAAUAUAGCCUACUACAUGUGGACUUCUACCGAUAUGGUUGAAUUUAGAGACCUCGUAUCCAAGUUGAGAGCAAGCACAAUCAAAUUCAAUAUAGAGCUCGAAUUUGACACAGGUUUUCAAUAUCUAUUCAAUGGUCAACAAUUUUUUGAGUCAUUAACCACUAUUGGAAGUCAAGUUAAAUCCCUUGUCAUUGAUCAGUGUAACGAGUCUUUUGGCAUAGACAUGAAGUUGUUCUCCAACAUGGAAAAUUUAAGCUUGCACUUUUGCUCCGCUUCCUCCGUAAACAACUUGCAAACCCUGAAGCUCAAACUGUUGAUGUUCGAAUGCACCGGUUCUGAAGGUGCCAAUCACCUAAUUGAUGCGUUACCACCGACAUUAGAAACUUUCCAAGCCAACGCUCACGUGAUCUUCUUGAUUUUAGAGAGAGUGAAUGCAGGAGAGUUACAAUUGCCUCAACUAGAGACAAUAACAUUCUGGAACGAAAGGAGGAGAAGGUUGCUGAUGCCCCUUGAAUUUCUCAAACGGGCAAUAUCUUCGUCGACAAAGCACCUAGAGCUAAAGAGCCUUAUAUACACUCCUGAAAUUUCCGGUGAGGUGAUAACAUUGUUGGAGAAAGCUUCCAUGCAAGGCAUGAAGUUGCAACUGCUCUCACUUAAUUUUGGACUAGACAGACCAUUGUCUGUAUAUCCAACGAAAAGUCUAACGAUCACCAAAAUGGACAAGCCAGAUAUUCUUGCUCACUUGCAAUAUCCACCAACGUUGAAGCGACUUGACUUGUCAAACAACUCAAUUGAAGACCUAUCGCUUAUCAUACCAGCUCUUCCACUCGGUCUUGAAUUCAUCAGUUUCGAACACAAUCCAAUUAGUUGGAGCACAUAUUUACCAAACUUUGCAAAAUUUGCACAAUUAAAUUAUCUCAGGUUGAUGAAUACACACAUUGGUAAGCACUUUCUGCGGUUCCAGUUUCCCGACUCGUUGGAGAUUUUGUCCCUUGAAGUGAAUCAGAUCGAGUCCAUCGAUCAUGUGAAAUUCCCUAAAAACUUGGUCAAUUUAGGUAUUGGGUCAAAUAAAAUCAAGGUGGUGUAUAAGCCUAGAUUUCCCCCAACCAUUCAAACGAUUCAUUUCACUGAGAAUAACAUAUCGAAAGUUGAUCUUUCUACUAACCAUAUUGGUCAGCCAUUACAAAUAACCACAUUAUAUUUGAAUUACAACAGAAUCACCAGUUUGAAGAAUGUUAAAUUGCCUCUGAAUUUAAUCAUUCUCAAUUUUGACAAUUGCUGCAUCGAAACAUUGCUUGACACCGAGUUUGGUAAGACGAUUGAAGAAUUGAGCUUUAGUGGAUGUGAAAUAAAGGAGUUGAAGAAUAUCACAUUUGAGAGUGGAUCUCGGUUGAAAUAUCUUUGUUUAUCGGGGAACCAACUCAGAAAAAUGGACUUAAUACCACCACAAUCUGUAACCAAUAUCAACUUAUCCUCGAAUGGAUUUACAAAGAUUCCUCCUCAGCUAGCAAAUUUGCGGCAUUUGAAGUACCUAAGCCUUGCUCAGAACAAACUUCGAACAAUAAACUUUCUGUUUCAAACUAGUAGCUUAAAGGAAUUGGAACUUUCAUACAAUAGCAUCCACAAGAUUCAGUUAUCAUUCCCUCAAAAUACUAAUACAAAUCUAAGGCUGAUCAGCUUGAGCUCUAAUGAACUAUCCCGAUUCACAAUAAAAUCGAUUGGCCAUGACGAUGGUAAAAAAGUCAGGCAUAAUAAGUUUUCUGAGAUUGACUUGUCCCAAAAUCAUAUUAUGCAAGAAGAAAUCUCCUCUAUUAUGGAAAAAAUGCCAACAUCUACUCAAUGUUUGUGGUAUUACAAAGACCUACAAUCAGAGUCCCAAUUUGGAGAUGAUUUCGUUUUGAACACUUUUCCAGGUGGCUUUUUAGUCAAGAAGCGAUGCGAUGUACCAGCCAUGACUUAA